ACAUUGGGAAUAAUGAGAUUCAGAUCUAGAGAGAGAGUGGGAUACUGUGGAGUGGGGUUAGAGAGAGAGAGCGUGUGGGAAGAGGAAGUAGUAUAAAUGAGCCAAGUCUCUCAGCAUGUACUCGCGCCGUUCACUUCUCUGAGAGUAAUAUCGAUUGGCUCUCUCUCUUUCUCAACUAAGCAACCUCCAUUUCUUCACUUCUCCUUUCGUCUGCGGAAGUUGUCCUCUUUUUCUUCUUCUUUUAGAGCAAUGGCGUCACACAUUGUCGGUUACCCUCGCAUGGGGCCCAAGAGAGAACUCAAGUUUGCAUUGGAAUCCUUCUGGGAUGGCAAAAGCAGUGCUGAGGAAUUGCAAAAGGUGGCAGCAGAUCUUAGGUCAUCCAUCUGGAAGCAGAUGGCUGAUUCUGACAUCAAGUUUAUUCCAAGCAAUACUUUUUCAUAUUAUGAUCAAGUGUUGGACACCACAGCAAUGUUAGGUGCUGUUCCCCCUAGAUAUGGUUGGAAUGGUGGUGAGAUUGGAUUUGAUGUUUACUUUUCCAUGGCUAGAGGUAAUGCCUCUGUCCCUGCUAUGGAAAUGACCAAGUGGUUUGACACCAACUACCAUUACAUUGUCCCUGAAUUAGGACCAGAAGUUAAGUUCUCUUAUGCAUCUCAUAAAGCUGUUGAUGAGUACAAGGAGGCCAAAGCUCUAGGAAUUGAAACUGUACCUGUCAUCGUAGGUCCAGUUUCUUAUUUACUGCUAUCAAAACAAGCAAAGGGUGUGGAGAAAUCUUUCUCUCUUCUUUCCCUACUUGACAAGAUUCUUCCUGUCUACAAGGAAGUUGUGACUGAGCUGAAGGAAGCUGGUGCAAGUUGGAUUCAGUUCGAUGAGCCCAAGCUUGUCAUGGAUCUUGAUGCUCACGAAUUACAAGCAUUUACUCAAGCAUACUCAGAGCUGGAGGGAACUUUAUCUGGUGUGAACGUUUUGAUUGAGACAUACUUUGCUGACAUUCCAGCUGAGGCAUACAAAACUCUCACAUCUCUGAAGGGUGUUAGUGGAUUUGGGUUUGAUCUAGUUCGUGGGACUAAGACCCUUGAUUUAAUUAAGGGUGGAUUCCCUACAGGCAAAUUCCUCUUUGCUGGAGUAGUUGAUGGAAGGAACAUUUGGGCUAAUGAUCUCGCUUCUUCCAUUGAUUUGCUGCAUUCUAUUGAAGCCAUUGUUGGAAAAGACAAGGUUGUGGUGUCAACUUCCUGCUCUCUUCUACACACUGCUGUUGACCUUGUAAAUGAACCUAAGUUGGACAAAGAGAUCAAGUCAUGGCUAGCAUUUGCUGCACAGAAAGUACUUGAAGUAAAUGCCUUGGCGAAGGCACUUGUGGGACAAAAGGAUGAGGCUUUCUUCUCUUCCAAUGCGUUAGCUCAGGCUUCAAGAAAAUCCUCUCCUAGGGUCACAAAUGAGGCUGUUCAGAAGGCUGCUGCUGCCUUGAAGGGAUCUGACCACCGCCGGGCCACAAAUGUUAGUGCCAGGCUUGAUGCUCAACAGAAGAAGUUGAACCUUCCAAUUCUUCCCACCACCACAAUUGGAUCUUUCCCUCAGACACUGGAUCUGAGGAGAGUGCGCCGUGAAUACAAGGCUAAGAAGAUCUCUGAGGAUGAUUAUGUCAAGGCCAUCAAGGAGGAAAUUAGCAAAGUGGUCAAAAUCCAAGAAGAACUUGACAUUGAUGUUUUGGUGCAUGGCGAACCAGAAAGGAAUGACAUGGUUGAGUACUUUGGUGAGCAAUUAUCUGGUUUUGCCUUCACUGCAAAUGGGUGGGUCCAGUCAUAUGGUUCUCGUUGUGUCAAGCCUCCCAUAAUCUAUGGUGAUGUGAGCCGCCCCAAGGCUAUGACCGUCUUCUGGUCAACAAUGGCUCAAAGCCUGACUAAGCGACCAAUGAAGGGAAUGCUUACUGGUCCUGUUACCAUUCUGAACUGGUCCUUUGUCAGAAAUGACCAACCUAGACAUGAGACAUGCUAUCAAAUUGCGUUGGCCAUCAAGGAUGAGGUUGAGGAUCUUGAGAAAGCUGGAAUCACUGUCAUCCAGAUUGAUGAGGCUGCUUUGAGAGAGGGUUUGCCCCUAAGGAAGUCUGAGCAUGCUUUCUAUUUGGAUUGGGCAGUUCACUCUUUCAGGAUUACUAACUGUGGUGUCCAAGAUACUACACAGAUACACACCCAUAUGUGCUAUUCAAACUUCAAUGACAUCAUCCACUCGAUUAUUAACAUGGAUGCUGAUGUCAUCACCAUAGAGAACUCAAGGUCAGAUGAGAAGCUUCUCUCAGUUUUCCGUGAGGGAGUGAAGUACGGUGCAGGCAUUGGCCCUGGUGUGUAUGACAUUCACUCACCUAGGAUCCCAUCCACGGAAGAAAUCGCUGAUCGUAUUAACAAGAUGCUUGCAGUCCUUGAAAGCAACAUUCUUUGGGUCAACCCAGAUUGUGGCCUGAAGACCCGUAAGUAUGCCGAAGUGAAACCUGCUCUGAGCAACAUGGUUGCUGCUGCCAAGCUUCUUCGCACUGAGCUUGCAAGUGCCAAGUGAGUUACCAGAUCACUGAGCUGAACGCAUACCGUAUCUUAUAUUUGAGAAGGGGGAAGUGACCAUGUAUUAAAGAUGGAAUAAUUUGUUGACCCUUUGUGAAAUGAGUAUUUUUUGUUAUUUUUCUUUCAAAUCUUAUUAGGUAGUUAUUAUGUAUCUGAUGUCUGCUCUGCGGAUUUUGUUUUCCAUAUUUAUCCUUAUGAAGCUGUUUUAUCUUCUUUGUUCA
Jatropha curcas is the source of this 2770-nucleotide messenger RNA. RefSeq names its product methionine synthase 3 (gene MS3). Lineage: Eukaryota; Viridiplantae; Streptophyta; Magnoliopsida; Malpighiales; Euphorbiaceae. Gene Ontology annotation, molecular function: zinc ion binding; 5-methyltetrahydropteroyltriglutamate-homocysteine S-methyltransferase activity. The record is from RefSeq and is a predicted model, not a curated record.